CAAAAGUAGACGAGGGACAGCAGAGGUGAGAAGGAUGUGGUGUGUUAUGUGUCGGUAAAGAGAGAAUAGAUAUGAAAAUACGACUCCACGUCUGCCUUCAGGUCAUUUUGUGGCUUUGGUUUGAGCCUGCGCUGCAAGAUGUGGCUGCAGGCAAAAGUCCAACUUCUCAUAAAACUGGCUCAUCAAUCUCUGAUGCAAACCUGAUGUUUGAGAUCCUGCUGGGCGGGGUGGAGAUGGAUCAGGACAACAACAUCGUCCUGUUAGAUAAGGAGCUGGCGUCCAUGAAGGCGGGGCGGACUUUCCUGUCCCAGAUCAAUGACAACAUCCCCAGAAGCCAGAGCUCCAUGGAGCAGAUGGUGUCCGAACUGCAGGGUCAGAGGAGGAGGCCGCUGACUCAGGCUCAGUUUGAGAGUCUCGUCCUGAGCAUGGUGUACUCUGCCCACCAGGCCAGGCACCAGGAGAGAGAGGAGGAACAGGAGGCCUGGGGCGGAGUGCUCAUCCAGCUGGCAAAUGUCACGGUCCACGAGCUACGUGGAAGUUAUCUCUUCAGUUAUGCAUGAAAGUGCCAGACUGCACAAGAUA
Messenger RNA from Acanthopagrus latus (yellowfin seabream), 582 nucleotides. Its product is annotated as protein FAM180B. Bases 72 to 560 code for a protein of 162 amino acids. The record is from RefSeq and is a predicted model, not a curated record. Lineage: Eukaryota; Metazoa; Chordata; Actinopteri; Spariformes; Sparidae. The transcript is spliced from 3 exons.